AUGACGGUUACCGAGGCCGAGCCCGCGCAGUCAUCCGCGCAGAAUAUCCUACGAUUGUUCCCCGAGAUCAACACCCAACUCGCCUCCCAGACACAACAGUCCGCUACGCAAGAUGCAGACCUUGCAGGUUACGACGAAGAGCAGAUUCGACUGAUGGAUGAGGUUUGCAUUGUUCUGGACAACAAUGACAUCCCGAUCGGCAGUGCGAGCAAGAAGGUCUGCCAUCUCAUGGACAACAUUGACAAGGGACUGCUUCACCGUGCCUUCUCAGUCUUCCUGUUCAACUCGGAGAACAAAUUACUACUGCAACAACGAGCAUCUGAGAAGAUCACAUUCCCCGAUCUGUGGACGAACACAUGCUGCUCGCACCCUCUCGGCAUCCCAGGUGAGACAGGCGCAACACUGGAUGCGGCCAUCAUGGGUGUCAAGCGAGCGGCUCAGCGCAAACUUGAUCAAGAGCUGGGCAUCAAGGCACACCAGGUUCCACUGGAGAAGUUCGACUUCCUCACGCGCAUCCACUACAAGGCUCCUAGUGACGGCAAGUGGGGAGAGCACGAGAUUGACUACAUUCUCUUCAUCAAGGCCGACGUCGACCUGAACGCGAACCCCAACGAGGUUCAGGCCACGAGAUACGUCAAGCCUGAUGAAUUAAAGGAGAUGUUCGAGGAAGGCAAGCUGAGCUUCACUCCGUGGUUCAAGCUCAUCUGCAAUAGCAUGUUAUUUGAGUGGUGGGAACAUCUCGACAGUGGAUUGGACAAGUACAAGAACGACACCCUUCUGAGGCGCAUGUGA
This is a messenger RNA of Lecanosticta acicola, 792 nucleotides long. Lineage: Eukaryota; Fungi; Ascomycota; Dothideomycetes; Mycosphaerellales; Mycosphaerellaceae. The record is from the annotation of a GenBank genome assembly.